Carassius carassius (crucian carp) is the source of this 2196-nucleotide messenger RNA. It is a transcript of the gene pank1b, whose product is annotated as pantothenate kinase 1b. The record is from RefSeq and is a predicted model, not a curated record. Bases 235 to 1590 code for a protein of 451 amino acids. Gene Ontology annotation, biological process: coenzyme A biosynthetic process. Gene Ontology annotation, molecular function: pantothenate kinase activity; ATP binding. Lineage: Eukaryota; Metazoa; Chordata; Actinopteri; Cypriniformes; Cyprinidae. The transcript has 7 exons. Gene Ontology annotation, cellular component: cytosol; nucleus.
GCAUAUACCGGCUGUUUGACUCGGAAACAGCCAUGCAGUGUGUAAAGAAGAAAUGACCGAUAGUGACCUCAAAUAAGAUGUCAAAGACCUGUCUAUCGUCUUCAUCUCUUUAUAACACUUCAGCAUUUAUGUAGAACUCUGAUAAAACAAUUGUACAUUUUGAAGAGCCUUCGAAACGUUGAGUUGUUACGCUUCUGUCCGUCUUCCGAGCGUUCAUAUUUCUUUCAUAAAAUAAUGGAAAAUGCUGAAACAUCCGAUCAAAACGGAACGACGCACUACACGAACGGUUUAGCAAACGGAUUUCACACCCUACAGUCCGAUAACGGGGAGUGCAUUUCAUCUAAAGGAGAUGGUCUGGGUGCUAGUGACAGUAGCGGUGGCCAUAAUGGUAUUGAAAAUUUCCACCAUCUUCAUCAGUAUGUUCACAACAAUGGUUCGCCUGCGAAGCGCUGCAGACUUCGAAGACGCAUGGAUUCGGGAAAGAAGAACAGACCGCCUUUUCCAUGGUUUGGAAUGGAUAUCGGAGGCACCCUGGUAAAAUUGGUUUACUUUGAGCCCAAGGACAUAACUGCUGAAGAAGAACAAGAGGAAGUGGAGAGCUUGAAGAGCAUUCGCCGAUAUCUGACUUCCAAUGUGGCCUAUGGAAACACUGGUAUCCGAGAUGUUCACCUGGAGUUGAAGAACCUCACCAUGUGUGGCCGGAAAGGCAACCUGCACUUCAUUCGUUUCCCCACACAAGACAUGCACCGCUUCAUCCAAAUGGGCAGAGACAAGAACUUCUCCAGUCUGCACACCACACUGUGUGCCACGGGUGGGGGCGCAUACAAGUUUGAGGAUGACUUCAGAACCGUGGCUGGUUUGGAGCUGCAGAAGCUGGAUGAACUGGACUGUCUUAUUCAAGGUCUGCUGUAUGUUGACUCAGUUGGGUUCAAUGGCCAUCCCGAGUGUUAUUUUUUCCAAAAUCCCUCCGACCCUGAAAACUGUGUCAAGAGGCCAUUUAGCCUGGAGAACCCUUUCCCUAUGUUGCUGGUAAACAUUGGCUCGGGGGUUAGCAUCUUGGCUGUCUAUUCAAAGGAUGAUUACAAGCGUGUCACAGGCACCAGUUUAGGAGGUGGUACGUUUCUAGGCCUGUGUUGUUUGCUGACUGGCUGUGAGACAUUUGAGGAGGCCUUAGAGAUGGCAGCUAAAGGGGACAGCACAAAUGUGGACAAACUAGUGAAGGACAUCUAUGGAGGUGAUUACGAACGCUUCGGUCUCCAGGGUUCCGCCGUUGCAACCAGUUUUGGUCAUAUGAUGUGCAAAGAGAAACGUGACAGUAUAAGUAAAGAGGACCUGGCCAGGGCCACUCUUGUCACCAUCACAAACAACACUGGUUCCAUCGCCCGCAUGUGUGCAGUGAACGAGAAUAUCGAUAGAGUGGUUUUUGUUGGGAAUUUCCUUCGGAUCAACACAGUAUCAACUAAGCUGCUAGCCUAUGCCAUGGACUUCUGGUCUAACGGACAACUGAAAGCACUUUUCUUAGAACAUGAAGGUUAUUUUGGAGCUGUUGGUGCCUUCCUAGAACUACUGAAGAUGACUGAAGACUCCUGAGACACUGAGGAAACCCCAAUCUUUAAACCAGAAUCUGCUGUAAGAUUUCAGGAAAGCCACAUACCCUAAUAAGGAAAAGCCAUUUAAGAAUGUUUCGAGAUUCCAUUUCCCUUCAAAUCAUCUACAUGCUGGCCCUUCUAUGCUCGUGACAGGAGCAGGUGAUCAAGAGGUUAUGAUGCAAAAGUGCACCGUUUUCUAUGGUGAUAAGCUGCACCUCAUGCUAACUGUUCCUUGUCACCAUUGCCAUAAUCCCAGCACAGCUUUGCCUUUGUCGUGUAUUGAUGAUUUGAUUGGAUGAUGAUUUAGGACACUAAUACUUGUGUACUCCUUCUUCUCCCUGUUUGUGGGCUUUAUGAAAACAAUUGUAAUAUAUGAAGAGGGUUUGGAGGUGAGUAUUAUAUGUAUUAGGCCUGCUGUAUAAAAACAGCUUUCUCCAAUCCCCUCUGAACCACAUCAUGCUUUGAACCACAAAUCAGAUUUAUAUUUACGCAUCGAUGAGCAGUCCGUAAGAGCAGCCCAUUUAUGCGAGACUUUGGUCUCCCUCAUACAAGCAUUUAUAAUAUCUGUUUUACAUUAAAAAUGCUAAGUUAUAUUAUUACAUUUAAA